Messenger RNA from Haliaeetus leucocephalus (bald eagle), 3771 nucleotides. It is a transcript of the gene TSPAN32, whose product is annotated as tetraspanin 32. The coding region runs from base 45 to 773 and encodes 242 amino acids. Gene Ontology annotation, cellular component: membrane. NCBI's taxonomy places the organism in Eukaryota, Metazoa, Chordata, Aves, Accipitriformes, Accipitridae. The record is from RefSeq and is a predicted model, not a curated record. The transcript has 9 exons.
AGCUGGAGGGACCAACCGCCAGCUCUCUCUGGGGACAAGCAGCCAUGGGACUGAGGUGCGGGAUAAGGACCACCAAGUGCCAGCUGCUGGUGACCAGCCUCUGUGUCAUGCUGCUGGGGUUGUCCAUUGCCACGCUGAGCACAGUCACCCACUACGGGCUCCAUUUCACCCUCAUCAGCAACAUCUCCCUGGAGAGCAACUCCUACAGGGUCAUCCACCACGCAGCCUUCUACUUUGGGAUCUGCCUCAGCAUGACCCUGAUCCUUGCAGCCCUGCUGAGCUCUGCCGCCACGGUGCGGGAAUCGCAGUGCCUCACCGCCAUGGGAUUUUUCUGUUUUGCUCUGGCUUUCUGCGGAUUGAUCCCAGCUGCCUGCUGGAGAUACAUGCACAGCACAGAGGUGGAAGACAGCGUGAUGGAUGUGUACGAUCUUGUGUACGAGGAGGUGAGGAGGAACGCCUCCAGCUUCAGGAGGCACGAGCUGACUGCCAUCCACGAAGCAUUCCUGUGCUGUGGGAAGCACUCUCCGUUUGGGGACACGACCAAUGUUGAGCACGAGACGUGCCCACCCGGCCAGGAGGGUGAUGCGGAACAGGACUGCCUGCGAGAGAUCCACAACUUUCUGAAGAAGCACAUGGACUUCGUCUCCACGCUCCUGGGUGUCACCAUCGGCUUCAUGGUUUAUGGGAUGAUCCUGACUUCAUUCCUCUGGUUCUCCAUCCACUUCAGCAGCAACCUGGAGCGGAAAGGCAGAUACGUCCUGCGAGAAGGGUAGAAACCCACCAGCUGGGCAUCCUUACCAGGAUUUAGUCAACCUCCUAGAGCUUGAUGCCACACAGAUUUCACAGGGGCUUGUUCAACUUCCAGCCUUAGCUCUGUGUUUAUCUAGCUUCGCUAACCCACUGCGCUGCUGUGCAAUACAAAAGGACUUUGAUAUUACACAUACACACAGGACUGAAGUUUGAAUCCAUAAGAGAACAGCACUGAUCUCCAGCCAGAUCAAACAAUACAAUGUCCAACUCCACGUCUCUUUACAUCACCUUAUCAAUAAUAAACAGAAAUUUUAAAAGCCUCAAUCAACUGAAGAACUCGGCUCUCAGUCUAGCUCAAACGACAGCUCCCUGCUGUGCUUUGCCCUCAUUGCAAGGAGGCAGAGCUGCUUCUGAGCUGAAACCCAUCAUUGCAACAGAUUUAGCACCUGCUGGAAAACCUGCUGUAAACUAUACGGCUAUGUGAAAUGCCUGUUGAACCAACAACAGCUUUCAGCCCUCUCCUUCGUUGUGGCUUUUAGCCAUGAAAAACAGUAAGUAGCAAUUGUUCAUUGAGGUAAAUGUGGAAACCCCGGUACUGAUGUUCGGGGCAGGUCCUGGCCCUCAGGCAGGGGCUGCCACACGUACAAGAACAGCAGUACAGCCUGCAGCACCUGGUUAGCAUUUCAACAUGGCUGCAAAUAUCUUGCAUUGGAAAGAAUUGCGUUGGGGGAUGGGGAAAGGGCUAUUGCUCCUCAUCCCGCUCCCUUGGAACCAGCGGAGCUUCACCAUUGACUUCACUGGAAGCAGGAUCAAGUUCAAAUUGCUCCAGAGUAUUACUCAAGCUCCCCCCGGGCAGUCACCAACACGCCUCGGUCUAGCAGUGAUUUAGUGGCGAUACGCACUUGCCAAUAUACCCACCUUCUAGCAGUGGGGAAAGAUUCACUUACAUGUAUGUAUGUACUGUGAAGUGUAUUGCUCUCUGGAGAGAGACAAUCUCCCUUGUAAGCUCCAGUUGCUAUUGUCCAGGCCACUGCUAUUGUUAUUCCUCAGGCCAGCUGGCAGCUCAUGUGACUCAUGGUUUCUUCAAUAAAGAUGAAUUUCUUGCAAAAGGCCAUCAUUCCUUCUCUUUUUCUGCCGUACAUGAGGCUGCCUGCAUUGCUCAGGGGUUUGCGUCAUGGAGAGCCCUCAGUAAUUCUUUCAGUGCUGGGAAGAGAUAUUCUCCGGGCAGCUGGCGCUUGCCUGUCCCAGCAGCAUGCCUUAGCACCCAAGAGGGAGAGGAUGGCUUUGGUCCUUUGGGGGAAAAGGAGACGCUCAUCAGCCUCAUCCUACCCUCAGCCAGCUGCUGGGGCAGCAGGCAGGUACCUCGUGAGGAGUAACGCAAGCAGGGGCAGGAAAAAAAGCUUAAGGACGCAUUUAAACAAUAAAGACCGGAGUGUUUAUAUGAAAGAAAUCUCUAUGGUUUCACUUUUUUAAACACUAGGUAGUCAGGUCUUGCCCACUGCUCUGUGUUGGUGGGAUGAUGUUCUGCCAUAUCAAAAACUAUUGGAGAUCAAGCAGAUCAGUGGAGUCCAUGUCAUCGGCGUGGGUUACCUGCUGUAGCCUCAUUGACUAGUAGAAAAGAUCUCUGUUGAAACUUCACCACCAGCACUGCUAAAGCUUUAGGUGCUCCUCCUUCCCAGGUCAAUUUUUAAUGUAAAGGGAUGAUUAUGGACAGGAGUAGCACAUAUAUGACAAAGAAACCUGAAAGGCUAUCGUAUCCCCCGCCCCCAGCUCUCAUUUCCCUUGAAUCACGUGUGAUCACUGAAACUCCCUCAGAAGCAGCAGGCACCUUUCCGGCCCUGGCCAUAUAGGCGUGCAUGUGCGUAGCUGCUCUUUUCACACCUCUGCAAGGAUUUCUGCUGCUUGCGGCAGGGAUGAGAACAUGACCUGCACCAAACCAUCUCACAAGGGGAUAAUGUGCCCGGAGAGUCGUCGUUUCCUCUUCCCAAUAAGCAGGAGACUAGAAGCAUGCAAUUUCUUGUCCCAGGGAGCUGGAAGUUCCCUUUCUUCCUCUGACAGCCAACCAUGGGGUUUAGGUAAUUAUUUUGGUACAAAAUACACCAACAAACUGUAAUUAAAAAAAAAACGCAAACCUUGUUCUGUACGUACACGCUGGCCAUCUCAUGAUCUUUACUCCCAUUUCACCUGCUGCUGGAGUUCCCCUGCAGGCAGCAGCACCUUUAAUGAGCGGGUGGCAGAGCAGUGCCUGGCCAGACCCGUGCUGUGUGUCACAGCAGGGGCUCCCGCCGCCCUGCGAUGGCAUCCCGCUCUCGUUUUCAGGAGCAGGAAAGCAAUACCUCCGACUCCUCGGUUUUUAGAAACCUGUUGCAGAAAAGUACAGUGUUACCAUUUCGUUCGCAGUCAUAGAAAUGGCAGCACCCAGGGAUGGCUGGAUGGAAGCCGCGAGGCGGGCAGGUGUCAAGCAGGUUCUUCUUACACCCGCGCCAACAAAAAAGCCCUGACCUGCAGUCAAUGUGCUUGCACUUACCAGUCCCUAAUUUGCUGCUCGCUGUGGGCAAAUUACAGCUCUUGAGCAACCAGAGCAAAACCUGGGGAAACUAUUUGUAAGCGCUGCCGAGAUUUACUCGGUGUUGAGAAGAGCAAGAGAGAGAUUUUGUCAGGGUAAGAGCACGGAGCUGAGCAGUGGGGAUGCAGAGCCAGCAGCCAGGCAAGGGAACACGUGCAGACCCGCUGAGCCUCCCCAGGGCUUGCACAAGGGGAAGCGCACCCUUACGAGCUUGUCAACACUCAAACUCUGGUAGGAGAGAAUUCCCUAUUAAUGUAGGCAUAGGCAAGAGCACAAAAAAAAUUAAAGUGAGACCAAAGGUGCGAAGUUAAAUAUUUCAUUGUGAAUUGGCUCCAAUUAAUUGUCAGUUAAGCUCCAGCAAUUAUCAGUUAGUUCCGCUAAGGUCACCUGGGCAAUUGCAGUUUGGCCUCUCUAUGGGUCUGCGUUAGUUUGUGCUCACGCGUUACCCUUUUCCU